Messenger RNA from Acanthamoeba castellanii str. Neff, 1110 nucleotides. Its product is annotated as Notchless-related, putative. Gene Ontology annotation, cellular component: nucleolus. The record is from RefSeq and is a predicted model, not a curated record. The transcript is spliced from 11 exons. Gene Ontology annotation, biological process: ribosomal large subunit assembly. Bases 1 to 1110 code for a protein of 369 amino acids. Lineage: Eukaryota; Discosea; Longamoebia; Acanthamoebidae. Gene Ontology annotation, molecular function: protein binding.
AUGGCCACAGGACACACGGAAGCCGUGCUGGUGGCCGCCUUCAGCCCGGAUGGUCGCCAGCUGGCCACUGGUGGCGGUGAUGCAACGCUCCGCCUCUGGGACAUUCUCACCGAGACGCCACUGGCGACGCUCACCGGGCACACCAAUUGGAUCCUGUGCGCAGCCUGGUCUCCGGAUGGCAAGCGCCUCGCUACGGGCGGCAUGGACAAGGACGUGCGGAUCUGGGAUCCCGUAACUGGCCAGGCCAUCGGCAAACCCCUCAAGCGGCACACCAAGUGGGUGAACGCCCUCGCAUGGGAACCUCUGCACCUCAACCCCGACUGCGUACGCGUUGCCUCAGCCGCCAAGGACGGCACAAUCAAAGUGUGGGACUCGUUGCGCGGGCAUCUCCUGUUCUCGCUGUCUGGUCACGCUGCUUCUGUGACCUCCCUCAAGUGGAGCGGGCAAGGGUUUUUGAUUUCCGGCUCCCAGGAUCGGACCAUCCGCGUCUACAACGCGUCUGAGGGUGGCAAACUGGUCCGAGUUCUGGCCGGCCAUGCUCACUGGGUCAACUCGCUCUCGCUGAACACGGACUACGUCCUUCGAACGGGGGCUCAUGAUCACACGGGCAAGUCUCCGGCCACGAAGGAAGAAGCCCAACAGGCAGCCAUGCAGCGAUGGCUGGCCGUAACGCAGGGCAAACCCGAGAAACUGGUGUCGUGUUCUGAUGACCAUACGCUUUUCUUGUGGGAGCCAGCUUCUUCGAAGAAGCCGCUCAUUCGCAUGACGGGCCACCAGCAACAAGUCAACAUCACUUCGUUCUCUCCUGAUGGCCGCCUCAUCGCGAGCGCCUCGUUUGACAAGUCAAUUAAGCUUUGGGACUCCAAUGGCAAAUUUUUGGGCAACCUUCGGGGACAUGUCGGCGCCGUGUACCAGAUUGGGUGGGCUGCCGAUUCCCGUAUGCUUGUUUCCGGCAGUAAGGACUCCACGCUCAAGAUAUGGGACACCCGCACCAAGAAGAUCAAAACGGACCUGCCUGGCCACGCUGAUGAGGUUUAUGCAGUUGAUUGGAGCCCCGAUGGCGAGCGUUUGGUCUCUGGGUCGAAGGAUUGCCUGGUGAAAAUGCUGUAG